AUCUCUCACUCUCCUUCCCCCGCAGGCUCGGCCAGGAUUUGCGUCAUGCGUUGCAGCCACAACGUGGUGCUCCUCUGCUUCAUUGGUGCUGUUCGUGCUGCCUGGAUCCGCGAUAGGACCGCAUCGGAGGAUACUGCUCUGGACUCGGAGCGCGUUUGGAGAGACGUCGCGGUCGUGACGCAUGAUCCUGCUAGCGUGGCCCUCCAACAUGCCCUGCCAUGCACCGGACCACAACAGUACCCACAGGCCUUGUAUUUUGACGGGGGAGCGCCUGCGGAAAAUGGACAGCAUAGGCUGCCCACGUUCGCGCGCUCGUCGGAACUCCCGGCGAUGACACGGGCAUCUGACAGUCUCGCCGUUGCUGCUCCAAAGUUUCCCUCCCUGCCAGUGAUACACACACCUCUACGCCGACAGUUAACGCAGUCGACUCCUGACACAUCGGUCUCUCCUACUACGGAUACGGGCGCCGUGUCACAAUCGUUGUCCACAGGUCCAGCCACCACAACGGAACCCACGGCCACUCCUACUUCUGGUGACGCCAGCAUCUCGCUAACACCUUCGUCCUCGGGAGACUCGCAUCAACCGAGUGCGAUCGCCUCACAAACAACUCCCACGGACCGUCUGGCCCCCUACAAGCACUCUCUUAUCAUCACCGUCGUAAUCCUCUCUGUGGCGCUCUUCGCCCUGGUCGUCGUGAUCGCCGUGCUGAUGUUCAGGAAGCGGAAGGCCAAGGCGAAGUACAUCGAGGUGUCCGCGCUUUCCGCCCCCGUGGUCGUGGGCGCGACAGAGGACCACCGCCGAUACUCGUACACGUCAGAGUCGAUCGCGGAGAGCAACCCCUUCAUCCAGAAGGAGGAGCGGGGACGUGGCCUGCAGUCGAGACGUUCGUCUGUCUCGUCGGUGUCGCGGUAUUCCCAAUGAUGCAGGGCCCGGUGCGCGUCGUUGGGAGUAGGGCUGAAGCACGUGGACUUUGGACUUUGUUAGGUGGACAUUUCUAGGAGAUUUAUCGAACAGUGGCACGCUAUUCACACUACAUUACUGUAUCAAUAACUAUCGGCAUAGGAUAUUCUUUGUC
Messenger RNA from Trametes versicolor FP-101664 SS1, 1075 nucleotides. RefSeq lists its product as uncharacterized. Bases 46 to 921 code for a protein of 291 amino acids. The record is from RefSeq and is a predicted model, not a curated record. The transcript has 3 exons. NCBI's taxonomy places the organism in Eukaryota, Fungi, Basidiomycota, Agaricomycetes, Polyporales, Polyporaceae.